GCAGUUCAGGCUUUUUUCGCUUCAAUCCCCUUGUCGCUUCUUCUUGUGCUUCCUACGGUUCUUACUGUUGCUAUUCCAUGAAAUGGGAUCAAUAUGCUGCUGGCCUUGAUCACUUUGGCACAAAAGAUUCCGUUUUUUCUGUUCAUCUUCAAGCUUGAAUUAAUUCUUACUGCAAUUGAAAUGAUGGGUCACUCAUGUGUGCUGGAAUAAUGAUGGGGUUAUCGUUUUCCAGUUUUAUCUGCGAUUUCUGGGUUAUCAUGGUUUGGAUGAAAGGAUGAGCGGGACAUCUGUCCUUACCCAAACCCAUCUCUUAUCACCGCCGAAGAAUCCACCCCAAAACGUUGAAUUCAGAUUCAGGCACAACGAGCAGAAAUGCUUGUCUCUGCUGAAAAAAUGCAACAGCAUGGAAGAAUUUAAGCAAGUUCAUGCCCAAAUCCUCAAGUUGGGCUUGUUCUGGGAUUCUUUCUGUGCGAGCAAUCUUUUAGCUACAUGUGCCCUAACCAAUUGGGGAAGUCUGGAGUAUGCUUGCUCAAUCUUUCGUCAAAUCGAGGAGCCUGGUAGUUUUGAAUUCAACACCAUGAUCAGAGGCUACGUCAAGAAUAUAAAUUUAGAAGAAGCUUUGCUUCUUUAUGAAGAGAUGCUUGAAAAAGGAGUUGAGCCUGACAACUUCACUCACCCACCUCUUCUCAAGGCAUGUUCUCUUCUAGGAGCUCUCCAAGAGGGAAAGCAAAUUCAUGGAUUUGCCCUUAAGGUGGGUCUUGAAGAUGAUAUAUUUGUACAGAACAGUUUGAUCAGCAUGUAUGCAAAAUGUAAGCAAAUAGAUCAUGCUCGUGCUGUGUUUGAGAAAAUGGAUGAGAAGAGCAUAGCUUCAUGGAGUGCUAUAAUUGGAGCUCAUGCAAGUGUUGAAAUGUGGCAGGAGUGCCUGGUUUUGUUUAGUGAUAUGAGCAAUGAUGGAUGCUGGAGGGCUGAAGAGAGCACAUUAGUCAGUGUGCUCUCUGCUUGUACCCAUUUGGGUGCUCUUGAUCUUGGAAGGUGCAUUCAUGCAGUUCUGCUAAGAAACAUCAGUGAGCUCAAUGUCAUUGUUCAGACUUCAUUGAUUGACAUGUAUGCCAAGUGCGGAUGCCUCGAGAAAGCGCUUUGUCUGUUCCAAAACAUGGCCGAGAAGAAUCGAUUCUCUUACACUGCGAUGAUAUCUGGGCUUGCCAUGCAUGGACAUGGCAGGGAAGCUCUGAGAGUUUUCUGGGAAAUGCAGGAACAAGGUUUGGCACCAGAUGAUGUUGUCUAUGUGGGCGUGUUAAGUGCUUGCAGCCAUGCUGGUCUGGUCAAUGAAGGUCUACAGUGUUUCAAUCUCAUGCAAUCUGCGCAUGGUAUUGAACCAACAGUUCAGCAUUAUAGCUGCAUGGUGGAUCUCAUGGGGCGAGCUGGGAUGCUGAAGGAAGCCUAUGAACUCAUAAAGAGCAUGCCGGUAACACCAAAUGAUGUGGUGUGGAGGAGUCUUCUUAGUGCUUGUAAAGUUCAUCUUGAUCUAGAACUAGGUGAGAUUGCUGCUCAGAAUCUUUUCCAGAUGAACUCUAGAAAUCCCAGUGACCAUUUGGUGCUGUCAAAUAUGUAUGCACAAGUUAAAAGGUGGGAUGACGUGGCAAGGAUCAGAAAAGAAAUGGCUGAAAAGGGCUUGAUUCAAACGCCUGGGUUUAGCUUGGUUGAAGCAAAGAGAGAGGUCCACAAGUUUGUCUCACAGGACAAGUCUCGGGCACAAUGUGAAAGAAUCUAUGACAUGAUUCACCAAAUGGAAUGGCAGUUGAAAUUCGAAGGCUAUACGCCAGAUACAUCGCAGGUGUUGCUUGAUGUAGAUGAAGAGGAAAAGAGGGAAAGACUGAAAUAUCAUAGUCAGAAGCUAGCAACUGCAUUUGCACUAAUUCAUACAUCUAAAGGAUCUCCCAUAAGAAUAUCAAGAAACCUCAGGAUGUGCAAGGACUGUCAUACCUACACCAAAUACAUUUCGAUGAUUUAUGAGCGAGAAAUCAUUGUAAGAGACCGCCAUAGGUUCCACCAUUUUUAUAGAGACUAUUGGUAAAUCUCUUUAUAUUCACAUUCGAGGGGCUGUGAUUCAUGGGGAGGUCAAACAGAAGAGUAAGAAGAAAAUAAGGUCGGAACAUAGUUUUGACCAUAGCCAUUCAACACAAUUCUAUUUCAAGUUUCUGAAGUGGUUUGCACAUCAGAACAUUCAAAGAUCUUGGGCGACGAAUUGGAGCAUUCAACACAGAACUUGUAAGAAGAGCAGAGACAAUUAAAUGAAGGGUUCCUUUUCACAUUGUACAUUUUUCAAGAAUACAACGGAUAUCAAUCUUAUUA
This is a messenger RNA of Neltuma alba, 2352 nucleotides long. RefSeq names its product pentatricopeptide repeat-containing protein At1g31920. Lineage: Eukaryota; Viridiplantae; Streptophyta; Magnoliopsida; Fabales; Fabaceae. Gene Ontology annotation, biological process: RNA modification. Bases 275 to 2074 code for a protein of 599 amino acids. The transcript is spliced from 2 exons. Gene Ontology annotation, molecular function: RNA binding; protein binding; zinc ion binding. The record is from RefSeq and is a predicted model, not a curated record.